AUGAGCGGUACCGAAUUACCUUGGAUAAAUUUGAAAUCAAUCAAAGAAGAUAAAUAUACCCGAGAAUUCGAAGAAAUAGCUGAAAAGUUCAGAGAUGAAGAUCCUUCUUAUUUAUUAGAAUCAGACCAACCAGAGAGUCUAAAUCAACAACUCGAAAGAUCACUUUCAAAUUUGAACAAAUUGGAAAAGAAAAUGUUAUCAGAAGUUGUCGAAUGGACCAAGAAAACUGAAAAUCACGCCAAGCCUGAAUUAGCUGGAAAAAUCAAAAGUUUGAUGCGGCAAUUUUUUGCCAGUUUUGCAAAAGAAGACACUAAGAAAGCUGAUAUCUUGGAAGCUAUGAAAUACAUUAAAUUCAUAUACAAGACUGGAUAUCUCCAAUUUUGUGCUAGGUCCGACUUGAUUCCCGGAAUUUUGACACCCAAUCACUAUAACUAUCUUGAAGCUCUAAACAACAGAAUUCAUCAUGAUCUUACAUUCAUAUCAAGAUUCAUCUCCAAAAGAAAUGGAAAAGCCCAAAUUUUCUCAUUGAAUGAAUAA
Messenger RNA from Puccinia triticina, 537 nucleotides. RefSeq lists its product as uncharacterized. NCBI's taxonomy places the organism in Eukaryota, Fungi, Basidiomycota, Pucciniomycetes, Pucciniales, Pucciniaceae. Bases 1 to 537 code for a protein of 178 amino acids. The transcript has 2 exons. The record is from RefSeq and is a predicted model, not a curated record.